GAGUAAAAAAAAUAAAGCCUCCGGAGACGCAAGAGACUAAAACAGCCGUUGAAGAAACUGACUGAACAAGAUGCUGCUGAAGGGCCUUCUCAUUUUUCCUUCCAUUCUUUGCCUCUUGUCAUCCUAUGCUGCAGCAGGGCCGACGUUCCUGCUUACUACCCCUUUAGAUAUUCGUCCUGGAUCAAAAUUCAUUUUAGGAAUUGAUAUACUAGAAGAUAGCCCACCUUUAGUAAAAGUUGAAGCUGAAAUUCGUAAAGAUAAUACUUCACUACUUCAAGGAGAAGGAGUGUUUCAAAGAGGAACAUUUGGAACAUUGAUUCUUCCACAAGACCCACGUGGAAAGUUACUUGAGCAAUGGAUGGAAGAGGAAGCUGAAUUAGGAGUUGUUUUAAAAAGUUUUCAGUUAAGUGAUAAUCCACCACUUGGAGAUUGGUCGAUACAAGUAAAAUUACAACAUCAAACUCAUUUUCAAACAUUUACUGUAACCCAGUAUGUUUUACCCAAGUUUGAGGUCGUCCUGUCCACUCCCUCAUAUCAGUCAAUAAAAAGUGGGUCAUUAGAAGGCACAGUUACUGCGAAGUAUAACUAUGGAAUGCCUGUGAAAGGAAAGCUAAAUGUUACCUUAUCAUAUGCAACUAUUUUUCAGCAAAAUAAUGUCACCAAAAUAUUUGAGAUAAAUGGCAGUUCAAAAUUUAGUUUGACUAAUUCAGAGCUGAGAACAUUUUUGAGAUAUGAAGAAGCAUCAUCUGAUUCCAAACCUUUAACCUUUGCUGGUCCAAUAGAUGUUACUGCCAAAGUCACAGAGGAGCUAACAGGUAUUUCACAAAACCAAACUUCCAGCAUAUAUGUUAUUGAUAAAGAAUACUACAGUGAAUUUUACAACUAUCCCACAGUUCUCAAACCAAUGCUCAACUUCACUUCUUAUCUUAAAAUUAAGAGAUAUGAUGGAAAAAAGCUGACUGCAGAUGAUAGACUACAUGAUGUUUCUGUAACAAUAACUCAGUCAAAAAUGUUUUUCACUGAAGGGACAAACAUGUUCCCAGAGGAUGAAAUGAAUGUUGCAAUUCAGCAGGUUAUAACUUACACACUUCCUGAAAAUGGAAUAAUUCGUAUCGAAGUACCUGUAAAUCCGGAUACGGUUCAUUUAAAGAUCAAGGCAGUAUUUCUAGACAGUACCAAUUCAAUUGAUGUUGAUGAUUUAUUUAAUUCACCAAAUAAGGUAUAUCUACAGAUCCAAAAUGGAAUCCAGGAUGUAAAGGUUGGAACUCCAUUUAAGCUUGAUGUAAAGAGCAACAUACAUUUGGAUGCAAUAAAAUAUCUGGUUAUGUCCCGGGGUCAGAUAGUACAUGUUGGUAAGGAAAAUAGUAUGUCAUUAACACUGAAUCCUCAAAGCUCAUGGACUCCGGAGGCAUGUUUAGUUGUUUACAAUACCUUGGGUGACGGCACGGUUGUUAAUGAUGUUACCACUCUCUCUGUUCACCCUGACUUUGAAAACAAGAUUUCUGUUUCCUGGAAUAAAGAAAAAGCAAGCCCAUCAGAUAGUGUAUCACUAAAGAUCAACGUGACUGAGUCUAAUUCUUUGGUUGGGCUUUCAGUUGUGGACAAAAGUGUGAAGUUACUUGGAGACAGGCAAGAAAUUACUACAAAACGUAUAUCAGAAGAUUUGAAAGAUUACAGCACAGUUCAUCCAAGACGUAUCACUGAUCCAUACCAAGUUUUUGAGAGAUGUAAUAUUGGUGUGCUCACUGAUGCCAUCCUUAAAAUGGAAGAGGCAAAUGAUGAAUUGGUUAAAGUUAAUUAUGAUACAUCACAGGACUUCCAGCCAACAUGGCAAUCUGCUGAUUUUGGUAGCCCUCAUGUUAGGUCCUAUUUCCCUGAGACAUGGAUCUGGAAGAAUAUUAAUAUGGGAAGUGAUACAGAGUUGGAGUUAAGUACUGUUCUACCGGAUACCAUCACUACUUGGAUAACAAAUGCAUUUGUGAUUUCUGAGAAUUUGGGAUUUGGAAUUUUAGAGUCUCCUGUGCAGCUGGAAUCCUUUCAGCCAUUUUUUGUUUCCUUGAAUCUUCCCAAUUAUGUCACCAGAGGAGAACAGUUUGUUUUGGAAGCUGUUGUUUUCAACUACUUGGAAGAAGAUACUGAGGUUUCUGUGACCCUUGAACAGAGUGAUGCAUAUGAAAUCCACACAGAAUUUAUAAAUGCAACUGGAAGCCAAAAAACCGUAUCUGUCCCAAGUCAAGAAGGAAAAAUGAUUUUCUUUCCAAUUAAACCGAUUCAGCUGGGCGAGAUUCCAAUCACGGUGAAAGCCAUAUCCUCCCUUGCUUCAGAUGCAGUGAUUCAAAGGCUCCUCGUCAAGGCUGAAGGAAUAGAACACUCAUAUUCACAAACUUUACUUUUGGAACUGAUCAACAACAAACCGCAAAAUGUCUCUAAAGCUUUGAACUUUACAUUCCCUCCUGAUGUAGUAAGUGGCAGUGAAAAGGCAUUUAUCACUGUUGUUGGUGAUACUCUAGGACCUUCAACCAGCAGUCUGCAGUCACUAAUUCAACUUCCUUAUGGUUGUGGUGAACAGAACAUGAUAAGAUUUGCCCCUAACAUUUUUAUAAUGGAAUAUCUAACAAAUACAAGGCAGAUCAAUGGCAUUGCUCCAAAAUUGAUUUCAUAUAUGAAAGAAGGAUACCAGAGAGAACUUGUCUAUCAAAGAGGAGAUGGAUCUUUUAGUGCAUUUGGAAAUGAUGACCCUUCUGGAAGCACAUGGUUAUCAGCAUUUGUCCUAAGAUGCUUUUUAAAAGCUCGUCAGUUUAUAUUAGUUGAUCCUGCAGUACUGCAUGAUACUCUGACAUGGCUUCUCAAUUAUCAGAAAAAAAAUGGAGAAUUUUGGGAACCUGGAAGAGUAAUAAACACCCAACUUCAAGGAGGUCAUUAUAGUCCUGUUACUUUAACUGCAUAUAUAAUGGCAGCGCUGAUUGAAUACCCUGGACUCCUGAAUUCUACUCAAAUAACAGCUGCUACAAAUUAUUUGGAGUCUCAGAUGAAUGAAGUCAUUUCUGAUAACUACACUCUAAGUCUUGUGACAUAUGCGUUGUCAUUGGUUGGAAGAAACAAAGCUAAAGAAGGUCUAGACCUUCUAAACAAUCGAGCUGAACGUGAAGGUGAUUUACGUUUCUGGAAAUCUGAUGUCCAAACAGUUUCUGGAUGGUGGCAGCCAAGCUCUAUAGAUAUAGAAACAACAUCUUAUGUUCUAUUGUCCCAUGUGAUUCAAAAUCAAAUGGCUGAGGGGAUAGCAGUGAUGAAAUGGUUAAGCCAGCAGAGAAACUCCCUAGGAGGAUUUUCUUCCACUCAGGAUACCAUAGUAGCUUUGCAAGCAAUGUCACUAUUUGCAUCUAGGUAUUCUAUCAACAAACCAUCCUUACACAUAUCAGUGGAGGGAGACCAGAUGGCUUCUACAAGUUUCACAGUCAAUUCCGGAAACCGGAUGUUGCUUCAAACUAAACCGAUAACUGCUGGAGAAAACAUCAAUCUUACAGUUAAUGCAAAGGGUGUCGGCUUUGCCUUGUUGCAGCUUCACGUCAUCUAUAAUGUGCAUCCGGUUUCCUCCAGGGCACGUAGAUCCACAGAUAAUAAAGAUCCUUUUAGUUUAGGAAUCACAGUACAUGAUGACGAAGAAAACACUAAUACUUUAACACUGAAUGUAUGCACAAGCUACCUUGAAACGGAGACCUCAACUCAAACUGGGAUGGCUAUUAUGCAAGUGGACUUGCUCAGUGGCUUCAAACUAGCUCCAGAGGGUAUAUUAAUGAAAUAUCCCAUUAAGAAAAUAGAAGAAACUAUGGAUAGCAAAGUCAAUAUUUAUUUUGAUAAUAUUAAUCAAACAGAGGUAUGUGUGGAUAUACCUGCUACCCGAUAUUCAAAGGUUGGCUACACUCAAGAUGCUUUUGUAACUGUUAUCGAUUAUUAUGAGCCAGGAAGAAGAACAGUGAAGAACUACAAUUCAAAGGUUAUGCAAAAUCUAUCUCCGUGUACAUUCUGCAAAGAUGACUGCAGAGCAUGCAAAAAUAACAGUCACAGCUUCCAUCUAUCAACGACCAAAAUUCUUUCAAAUGUGCUGCUGAUGUUGUGUUAUUUACUACUCUAAAGAAAUCCAGAGUACAUUAUGAAGUGUGCUCUACAGGUGUACACUUUGUAGCAGAUGCCCUUGACUUUGUUUCCUUGUAGUACCAUGGUAGUAGUGUGUGAAUCAAUUGACAAAACGAGGGAACUAACCAAAUCUGUAAAUAUUUGGAUUU
Nanorana parkeri is the source of this 4283-nucleotide messenger RNA. RefSeq names its product CD109 molecule (gene CD109). Gene Ontology annotation, molecular function: endopeptidase inhibitor activity. NCBI's taxonomy places the organism in Eukaryota, Metazoa, Chordata, Amphibia, Anura, Dicroglossidae. The record is from RefSeq and is a predicted model, not a curated record. The coding region runs from base 71 to 4132 and encodes 1353 amino acids. Gene Ontology annotation, cellular component: extracellular region. The transcript has 32 exons.